This is a messenger RNA of Myodes glareolus (Bank vole), 7867 nucleotides long. RefSeq names its product ubiquitin specific peptidase 40 (gene Usp40). Gene Ontology annotation, molecular function: cysteine-type deubiquitinase activity. The record is from RefSeq and is a predicted model, not a curated record. Lineage: Eukaryota; Metazoa; Chordata; Mammalia; Rodentia; Cricetidae. Gene Ontology annotation, cellular component: cytosol; nucleus. Gene Ontology annotation, biological process: protein deubiquitination.
AAAUCACUUUCCAGAGACCCGCCCUCGCCGGCAUGGCGGUACCCGUUCGGAGCGAGUUCGUUUACUCUGUGCUGUGGCCGGGGCGGGGGUCUGGGCUAUAGGCAGAUAGUUUUUGGUUCCACAAUGUUUGGGAACCUGUUUGAAGAGGAUUAUUCCAGUGUGUCAAAUAGUCAGUAUGGAAAAGGGAAGAAAUUAAAGACUAAAGGUUUGGAGCCACCAGCCCCUAGAGAAUUCACCAAUUUAAGUGGAAUCAGAAAUCAGGGUGGAACCUGUUACCUCAAUUCCCUUCUUCAGACUCUUCAUUUCACACCUGAAUUCAGAGAAGCUUUAUUUUCUCUUGGUCCGGAAGAGCUUGGUUCUUUAGAGGAUAAGGAUAAGCCUAAUGCAAAGGUCCGGAUCAUACCUUUGCAGUUGCAGCGCUUGUUUGCUCAGCUUCUGCUCCUGGAUCAGGAGGCUGCAUCAACCAUAGAUCUCACUGACAGCUUUGGGUGGACCAGUGAUGAGGAAAUGAGACAACAUGAUGUGCAGGAACUGAAUCGAAUUCUCUUCAGUGCUUUGGAAACAUCUUUAGUUGGGACCUCUGGCCAUGACCUCAUUAAUCGUCUAUACCAUGGCACCAUUGUGAACCAGAUUGUUUGCAAAGAGUGUAAGAAUAUAAGUGAGAAGCAGGAAGACUUCUUGGAUCUGACAGUAGCAGUCAAAAACGUAUCUGGUUUAGAAGAUGCACUCUGGAACAUGUAUGUGGAAGAGGAAGUUUUUGAUUGUGACAACCUGUACCACUGUGGAACCUGUGACCGACUGGUUAAAGCAACAAAGUCUGCCAAAUUACGUAAGCUGCCUCCUUUUCUUACUAUUUCAUUACUAAGAUUUAAUUUCGAUUUUGUGAAAUGUGAACGCUACAAGGAAACUAGCUGUUAUACGUUCCCCCUCCGGAUCAAUCUCAAGCCUUUUUGUGAACAGAGUGAACUGGAUGACAUGGAAUAUAUGUAUGACCUCUUCUCCGUCAUUAUCCACAAAGGUGGCUGCUAUGGAGGUCAUUACCAUGUGUACAUUAAAGAUGUUGAUCAUCUAGGAAACUGGCAAUGUCAAGAAGAGAUAAGUGAUUCAGAUGUGAACUUGGAAGCUCUUCAGAAUGACGAUGAGACUGAUGACCCAUUGAUGAUUCUAAAAGCAAUCUUAUUGCAGGAGGAGGCCAAUCAAAUUCCUGUUGAUCAGCUGGGCCAGAAACUCUUGAAAAAGACAGGAAUAUCUUGGAACAAGAAGUACAGAAAACAGUAUGGAGCACUAAGAAAGUUCUUACAGCUCCAUCCUCAGAUAUUUCUGCUCAGCACAGAUGAAAGUACAGUCAGUCUCUUGAGGAACCAUUUUACCCAGGCCCCAUCUGAUCUCCAAAGGAGCCGUGAACAGAUUCUACAUGCACUUGCUUCAGAACCUCCAGGGUUAAGCGAUAAUACCAGCUGUCCCCAUUGGUUUGAUAUCAAUGAUUCCAAAGUCCAGCCAAUCAGAGAGAAAGCUAUCACACAGCAGUUCCAGGGUAAAGAAAGUGCCUACAUGCUGUUUUAUCGGAAAGCCAAGCUGCAGAGGCCCUCUGAAGCUCGAGCCAAUCCAAGAUACAGGGUUCCAUGUCAUUUGCUGAAGGAAAUGGAUGCAGCCAACAUUCAACUGCAAAUGAGAAGGGCAGAGUGUGACUCUGCAAACAAUAAUUUUGAAUUGCAUCUCCAUCUGGGUCCUCACUACCGUUUCUUCAAUGGGGCUCUUCAUCCUGCAAUCUCUCAGACAGAAAGUGUGUGGGAUUUAACCUUUGAUAAAAGAAAAACUUUAGGAGAUCUCCGUCAGUCAAUAUUUCAGCUAUUGGAAUUUUGGGAAGGAGACAUGGUUCUUAGUGUUGCGAAGCGUGUGCCAGCAGGACUUCACGUGUACCAUACCCUUGAUGGAGAUGAGCUGACACUGUGUGAAGCCGACAUUGCUGAUGGGGAAGAUAUCUUUGUAUGGAAUGGAGUAGAGGUUGGUGGAGUCCAGAUUCAGACUGGUUCCGAUUGUGAGCCUCUGCUGCUACACAUUCUUCAUCUAGAAAUGAGUGGUGAAGGCUCAAAGUGUGAGCAGUUGGUGGAGUCACCACAUGUCUUUCCAGCUAAUGCAGAAGUGGGCAGUGUGUUCACAGCCUUGGCCAUCCCAGUAGGCGUCAUCCUCACGAACAGUGUGGAGUCUGCAGAAGGAGAGUGCUGGACUACUAUUCCCAAGGAAGACAUGAAGAAGACAUUCAGAGAACAGGGUCUCAGAAAUGGAAGCUUAAUUUUGGUUCAGGAUUCAGACACUGAUGAUAACAGUUUGUUGCCCAGACAAGGGAGAUGGACCUCCAGUGUGGAUGAGCUCAACUGGCUCCAAGUGAAAAACUUCUGCCAGUUAGAAUCUGAAGAGGAGCAGGUUCAGAUAGCCGUGACCACACACACAGUGGUGUUUGAUAUUCGAAUUAAAGCCAUUAAGGAAUUAAAAUUAAUGAAGGAACUAGCUGAGAACAGCUGUUUGAGACCCAUUGAUAGAAACGGGAAGCUUCUUUGUCCAGUACCAGAUGCUUGUACUUUGGAGGAAGCAGAGGUGAAAAUGGGGAGUUCCUUGGGACUGUGUCUGGGAAAAGCACCGACUUCCUCUCAGCUGUUCCUGUUUUUUGCUCUGGGGACUGACAUUCAUCCUGGGGCAGAGAUGGAAAUCAUAGUAGAAGAAACACUCUCAGUAAAAGAUUGUUUAAAGAUAAUGCUGGAGAAGUCAGGUCAGCAAGGAGAGAUGUGGCACUUGCGGAAAAUGGAUUGGUGCUAUGAAGCUGGGGAACCUUUAUGUGAAGAGGAUGCAACACUGAAGGAGCUCAUGAUAUGUUCUGGUGAUACUUUACUUCUAACUGAAGGAAAACUUCCUCCUCCGGGUUUCUUGAAGGUGCCCAUCUGGUGGUACCAGCCUGCAAGGCUGUCAGGACACUGCGAGAGUUGGGACCACUCCAACUGUGCCUCUUCUCAAGAUAGCAGCUGGGGAGCUACUCCCACCCAAGGUGCUCCUGUCCCCGAGCCUGCAGACGUUUCCCUCCUCUACUUGGGAGAUGUGAAGAUCUCAGAAGAGGCCACAUUGGUGGAACUGAAGUCAAAGGCCAUGGCCUUGCCCUCUGUCUCCAAGCUUGCAGUCCAGUCCACAGCCCUGCUUAGGGUCUGGACAGUGGAGAACAAGCGUCCCAGCAGGCUCUUGCGUACUGGCUGGCGACAGCUCAAGGAGUACAGACUGGGCCGGAGAGCAGAGCUCUGCUUAGAGCUUCUUCAAAAAGAGGAAGACCUGGGCCCUCGGGAUGUGCUGCUGAGGACACAGCUACACAUUCCCGGUGAGAGGGCCUACACCCUGCCAAUGGACCUGGUAUGGGACACCACCCGAGGAUGGACUGCUGGCUCCUUGAGGCAGAGAGUGGCUGAUUUCUAUUCUCUUCCUGUGGAGAAGAUUGAAAUUGCCAAAUAUUUUCCUGAAAAGUUUGAGUGGCUUCCAAUAUCUAGCUGGAAUCAGCAAGUUGCCAAAAGGAAAAAGAAGAAAAACCAAGAUACUUUGCAAGGAGGACCAUAUUACUUGAAAGAUGGAGACACUAUUGGCAUUAAGAAUCUCCUGUUUGAUGAUGAUGAUGACUUCAGCACAAUCAGAGAUGACAUUGGAAAGGAAAACCAGAAGCAGCUGGCUUUGGAGAAAAAGAAAAGCCGAGAAGUCCUACGUGCACAGAGCAGUGAUGUGUUCUCCAAUGCAGAGAUGGUCACUCGGCCCCGGGGACCAGAAGCUUCUCUGUCCAUCCAUGUUGCGAGCUUCAGAUAGCCCCUGCAGCGUAUUGUACUGUACUCCAGAUAGAACCACUCUAUCAAUUCCAUGACUGCUGCCUUGUGGGUUUAUGGUGGACAAGCUGGUUGACUCCAUAGCUAAUGAUAUCAAGUCUUCAGCUUUGCGACAAGCAAAGGGAUGACAUUUCUCAGGCCAAGCAAGAGUACCUGAUCACCAUUUCUGCGACACAGCAGCUGCAGAGCUGGCCCAGACCCAGAUACUGUGCCAGUCAGUAUGGACAUCCCAAACCUGGUCCCAGUGGCCUCUUUCCAAAAAAUGUACUUCUGGACAAUGGCAAGUUGUUCAAAGAGGACAAAUCUGAUAGGUAAGACACAUGGUCCGUUAUUUACACUGUUGAGGUGACCAGUAAGUCAUCUAAAGCUGAAGCUGCAAAGAAAGAGUAUGUGUGUCCUGAAUUCAUUCUUGGUUCCAGCCUUCACCAUAGCAUGUGCCUCUUCUUGGGCCAAGUUCAAAGUAGAACUCUAAGACAGCUGUGCAGGAAGAGCCAAGUAUGGCACCCAUGGCUCAGGCUGACGUUCCCUUGGUGUGAUGUUUACCACCUAUAGCCUGGCAAGAGGCAGGGCAUUACAAAAGCCUAGCACAACAAAUCCAGGUUCCCAGUUGUCCUGAGCAAACUGAGGCCUUUUCCUUCUCAGUCAGUACAGGUAAAUAGCUCAUCUAAGAGAUCUGGUAUUCAUGUACUGUAACUAAUACGCUAUCAAAACAGUAUCUGUUACUGAACUGGCAGGUUUGGGACCCUUGACUGACUUAGUCUAUGUCAGCACUCCUAAGAGGAGUUGUCAAGGUCUCAGCUUCUCAUCAGUUCUUACACGUCUUCAUGUAAGAGAACUAAGGUAGGAAGAGACAGAGUUUAAAAAGUAACUUUGGCCUGGGCUUCAGCUGUCCCUUGCUGGCUAGUUUUUCACAUUCUGGUAUAGCCAUGUUGGUGGUGCUGAUACGCCAUGUUGGUGGUGCUGAUACUCAGCAGGUAGCCUGUUCUUCCUUCAUCUGCCCAACACCAUUUGCCAGAGUCAGUGUCAUUUUAGGUGACCAUUUCUGUUGAAGCACUUGUAUCAUAAGAUGUUGGACUUGGACUAGUGACCAUGUCUUUGUAGCUACACACCAAGGGGUUCCAGGAGACCCAAAUAGUAAACAUUACUUGAUUAUACCUGAGCCCUCUGGGUAAUGGCUACUGUUUCUUGUACUGUAACUGACAUAGCUCCUUAGAUUAUCCUUUCAACCCAGCUUCUGGCACAGUCCUGAUGUGCAAACUGAGACACUUUGCUUAUGUCUUGAGCCAGAGGCUCUCUGACUCUUAAGUACCUGGAGGAGCCAGAAGACAUGUCUCAAGUGCUGGCUGCAGCCCAAGCCUGUUGACAGGCCUUUCUAUUUGGUUGGGUUUUCUUUGUUUUCUUUUUAAUUGGGAGAUAGAAUAGGCUAAACAGAGGGGGAAAAAACACUAAGACUUUAUUAAAAAAAUAAAAUAAACCAUUUUUAAAGUUGCAGUCCUUGGUUCUGCCAUACACUGACUGCUUAUGUUCUGCUGCUUGAAGAGAACUUGUAUGCUCUAGCAACUUCAGACACUCAACAAACAUGGCUUAUAUUAGAAAUAGUGCUUUGGGAAUAAGUAUAUUUUGGCUUAAAAUAAAUCUAGACUUGUGGUUAAGUAUUUUGGUAGAAAAUGGUUGUCACAUAGCUCUGUUCACUAUUCUGAGAACAGGAUCUGGCCAGGGCCAAAGUGGUACCAAGAAUUUCCUGUCCAUCUAAAACUGUGGUUUCAUAGCUGCUAGUUCCCUCUAGAUCAGACUUAACUAUGAGGGACUCAAUGGUGGCAGAAUCUUCAUACUGCCGAAGGGAACAUAAACAGAUCCCUCUUUUAAGGUCAGUAAACCAAACAACAGUGUAUGGAAGUGAUUCAUUGCACCUUGACAAGAAGCAUGAACAGCUGCUGCAGUCCACCAGCUGAGACAUCUGCACUGACUUUUUUGUUGCUAAUGACUAACCCAGGGCUGUGCUGACUGAACAGCCCAUCCAACAGACACCCCCACCCCAACCCCAAUGCAAUGACUCUGUUUUGCUUUAUAGCUACCAAGUCAGCCUGUUUUCAGAGCAGCAAGCAAUUGUCAGAGCACAAGAAUGAGGACAGGAAUGCUGACUGUGGAAGAUCAAAAACAGGCUUGUUUUUAUUAUACACAGAAGAACUUAUUUACAACUCUCUGAUGUGGACUAUGUACAUAACAAUACAAGAGGCGUCUGCUCCAAGUGAUCACUAUAAAUUAAGAUUAUAAAUAUGAGGGUUAGCCCCACCUGCAGGCACAAAACCUUUUCUCCAAUUCCCCAGGGAUCUUUCCUUCUCUCCCUCUCUGAAGAGACUGGACCUCUCACUUCUUGUUGACUAUAUAACACUGCUGCUUUGGUCACUAACAACUGAUUCCCAGCACCUCUUACCCAAAUGCAAUGCUUUCUCAAGGGGCCACUGAAGACUUGAGUGUUGCCCUCAGUUGCUUCUCCUCCUCCACCAACCUAAAUUUCAGUUGAUCUGUCACAGGCUCUAUGACUUCUCGAAGGUCAGAUGAUCCAUGCCUUCACAUUCCAGAUGGAAAGGUGACAACUGUUUUCAUUCAGGGUUGCUUUCAUGGAGGCAACAAGGUCCACAGGCAGACCAGAGAUUUUUCCCAGCGUACACGUGACAUGUAACGGAUCCCACAGAUAACGGGCAGUUGCUUUGAUGAAACUCUAGGUCUAGGGCACAAUACAGCAGGAAUUGCACUGUAGGCUCCCCAUGCUCCACUCUACUGGCUCUCAGAUGUCACCAAUGAAGGGAAGAUGAUCAAGGCAUCUGCAGAACAAGCAGCACUUCAACCCUGCCUCCUUGGCUGGGGCUGCAGAAGGCUCCACCCAGAGUCCAACUCAGCACUUCUCAUGUCGGAUAGAAAAGCACUGGCAGAGUUCCUCUCUGGCUGAGGACAACCCAGCAGCCCUCCUGCCAAGGCUGAGCUAAAGUUCUUUCCAGCUGGUAUACAAGUCCCUGUUGAGGAUUGCCAUCUCUGAAAGCGGGGAAAAGGGUUAAGUCAGUGGCAAUGAAGGCCAAGGGCAUCCCCACCUAGGAACUACCCAUUGAGAGUAUAGUCUGGGUCUUGUGGAGCUUUUGCCACCAACAGUGCCACCUGCUGUUUCAGAGCCAAUUCUGCCCAGCAGAUAAUGGCAGGGCAGCAGCAAUGUGGGCUCUGGUUAGAGUCCUCACAGACACCUCCUGGGACACCAGGACUCACAGCAGAUGAGAAGUCACUACAAAGCCUGAGAUUCUGGGCCACCUGAGGUGGAACCCAGGCUGCCCCUAGCAACUAUUCAUUCUCCCAUGGCAUGCUUGGUCUCCACCAUAACGCUGAGCUAGUGUAAACUCAUCCUUGUCUGCCGAGACUAGACUGCAGACACCUCUAGCAUCCUAAGCAGAUACAUGGACUGUCCACGUGCUCACAGCCCGAGGCCUGGCCUAAGCAGGAGGGCUUUCCUUUCCUCCUUCACAGAUAAUAGGCCUGGAAACAUAUCCCUGUCACUUUCAAACCAGGAAAGUGCAUAACCUUUGUUUUUAAAAAUUAAAAUUUGUGAACAAAAGGGACAGUAGCAGUGGGCAGCCUUUGCAAGGCUGCUGUGAAGAACCACAGAGUGGCUGUCAGGCACAGAGAACAUUCUGGUAAGGACCACUGAGGCUGGACCCAACUCUGCUUCUGAGACCUAGUAGAGGUGGAAAUGGUACUGCCCAGUGUAACCAAUAAAGGACACUGGAAAGGAGUACACAGGACAGUCUGAGCAUGUGGCCCAGGUAAGAAGGUUCUGCAGAGGUGCCAGGUGCCGGGCGGUCAGGCUUCACCAUAUUCCCUGUGAUCCACAAGGCAGGUCAGCAAGAGCCACAAGUGGAUUGACACAGUCUUCCCCGAAUGACUGCAGCUAGGAAAAGUAUUCUCAAAGGUAGCUGUGUUGGUAUGUUCAAGACUCCAAAGCUGUAACCAACAGGCAUCAGGCUUCCUGU